AUGGAGACGUCAGCUGCAGGGCCUAUUUAUAGCACUGUAGCAAUAUCAAGAAGGGAACUAUACGACAUCUUAACAAAUUCUGGUCAGAGUAAAAUUAAUGAUCAAUUCAAAAUUUUAAUAAGUUAUCUUAAAGAACGCACAGGCUGUCCUGAUACAAAUUUGAAGGAUAUAAACAGCAAAACAUACCACUUUAAAUCAGAAUUUAAGUCUAGAUGGUUGAAUGUAGGUAAAUCUAGGAAUAGAGCUAAGUUUCGCCACACAGAUGAGUUUAAGGGCAUCAGGAAAUACAGAGGCUUCCAAAUUAUUAAAAGACAUAAUUCAACAUCUCCGAAACGGGCGAGCAAAUAUAGAAAAGCCUACAAAACUUCAAUUGAGAAAGAGCCACGUCAGAUGUCAGGUGAAGAUGCCCUGGCUUUACUAGUAGACGCUAAGUUGUCUAGGCACCAAUACAGCUUGAUAAGACAGUCUAAUCCGGGCAGAUUUCCUUCAUAUAAAAUAUUACAAGCUGAGAAAACAAAAUGUUACCCAAAUAAUAUUAAAGUAAGUAAGACCUUCGCGAAAGUCUUGUUACAGGACCUUUUUAAUCAUACUGUGGAACGUUUAAUAAGUGUGCAGGAGAGCGUAAUAUCAUCAUUAAAUAACGAACAAGUAGAAAAACUACAGUUGAUGACAAAGUGGGGCUUUCAUGGCAGCUCAGGACAUAGUUCCUAUAAGCAGGCGUUCCAUGGAUUCCAAGCGAGUGAUUCAUCUGUAUUUAUAACUUCCAUCGUACCACUUCGUUUAGUAUGUAACCCAGAUAGCAAUAACUCGAAAAUAGUUUGGCAGAAUCCUCGCCCGUCUUCUACGAGAUACUGCAGACCUCUAAAAAUUGCUUUCAUAAAGGAAUCAUCAGAAGUUUCGGUCGCAGAAAAAAAUCGUGUAGAUACUGAAAUACAGCAGUUGCAGAACAGUAAAUUAAACUCAAACAGUAGAUCUAUUUCAGUCAGUCACAAUAUGAUUUUUGCAAUGAUAGAUGGCAAGAUUUGCAAUGCUCUCACAGAAACAACAUCUACACAGACGUGUUACAUUUGCGGAGCAACGACAAAAGAUUUUAAUGAUAUUGACAAAAUGAUUAAUAGAAAAAUAACAACACAAAACUUACAAUUUGGAAUAUCUAUCCUACAUGGUUGGAUACGUUUUUUGAGUGUCUCCAUAUUUCCUAUAAACUCCCAAUUAAAAAGUGGCAAGCGAGAGGUGAAGAUAAGGUUAUAG
Messenger RNA from Psylliodes chrysocephalus, 1251 nucleotides. NCBI's taxonomy places the organism in Eukaryota, Metazoa, Arthropoda, Insecta, Coleoptera, Chrysomelidae. The record is from the annotation of a GenBank genome assembly.